This is a messenger RNA of Coccomyxa subellipsoidea C-169, 2347 nucleotides long. RefSeq lists its product as hypothetical. The record is from RefSeq and is a predicted model, not a curated record. The transcript is spliced from 16 exons. Bases 293 to 2347 code for a protein of 684 amino acids. Gene Ontology annotation, molecular function: beta-galactosidase activity. Gene Ontology annotation, biological process: carbohydrate metabolic process. Gene Ontology annotation, cellular component: vacuole. NCBI's taxonomy places the organism in Eukaryota, Viridiplantae, Chlorophyta, Trebouxiophyceae, Coccomyxaceae.
GGUGAAUUGACGCAUACUUUCGAGGUUUUGGGUACAGCGAAGGAAGCCCAGCCCUGAAGAGGGCAUCUUUCUUGAAGGUCUCUGCCCCGAAACCACUUCAGCUAUAAAAGCAGCAUGGAUCUUUGGCACAAGCAACUUCUAUCAGCAUAAGGGUAGCGGCCUAAGAGGCCCCUGCCGAACCACAAUCUUGUGAUAUACAAUAUCUCUGGUUUGUCAUCCCCACCUGGGCUGCGUGCGACGAGGCAUCAGAGACACCAGUACCAUAAUUCGAGGAGCUUAAGGUAUACAGAGCAUGGCUGGACGCAGCAGGGUGCUUGUGAUCUUGGCUGCCGCUGUCCUAUCUGCGGCAGCUGUUCUUUCGGAAGGGGGCAAGGGGUUCUGGAUUGAGAAUGACAAGUUCAUCAGGGAUGGCAAGGCCGUGCAGCUCAUAUCUGGCAGCUUGCACUACUUUCGUAUCCAUCCCUAUCAUUGGGAAGACAGGCUAAUGCGGAUCAAGGCAAUGGGCAUGAACACUGUAGAGUUGUACAUUGCAUGGAAUUACCACGAGCUGAAUCCUGGGGAGUAUAAGUGGGACGGGCCGCAAGACGUGGAAAGAUUUAUCAAACUUGCUCAAAAGCACGAUUUGCUGGUUGCGCUGCGGCCUGGACCUUACAUCUGCGCCGAGUGGGAUUUCGGCGGUCUCCCUGCCUGGCUGGGCUCCUCAUCGGUGUCUGGCGGCGGUACUAUGAAGCUCCGUAGCAGUGACCCACUGUACUUGGCGCACGUCGACCGAUUCUGGAACGAACUGCUUCCUCGCAUGACGCCCCUGCUGUACUCCAAUGGUGGCCCCAUCGUGAUGGUUCAAGUGGAGAAUGAAUUUGGGUUCAUUGGACCAGACGAGACGUACAUACGGCACAUUACUAAGACCGCGAAGAACGCGCUCAGGGAUGACGUCAUCCUCUUUACUACGGAUCCCCCCGACAAGGCGGCGCGCGGAACCCUCAAGGGCAGUGAACUAUACACGGCGGUGGACUUUGGCGCGGGUUGGUGGUCGCCCAAAUCGGCGUUCGACGUUCAGAAGAGCCUCAACGCCGCUGGGCAGUCCCCACCCUUCUGCAGCGAGUUCUACACGGGUUGGUUGACGCGCUGGGGAGAAAAGAUGGCCAACACAGACUUCAACAAGUUCCUGCAAGAGCUGCUCAACAUCCUGCAGUACAACGACAACACCGGAUCAGUCAACCUCUACAUGGCGCACGGCGGCACCAACUUCGGCUGGACUGCCGGCGGCCAGGAGGACCGGCUGAAGGACGCGGACGGCAAGGACGUCAGUGACGUCGACUGGUUCAAGGGCAAGCUGGAGCCGUAUCUGGAUUACAAGCCCGUAAUCACGUCAUAUGACUACGACUCGCCCAUCAGCGAGGCCGGUGACUACAAUCAGCCCGGCAUCGGACCCCCGCCCGACGGCGCCCCCGCCAACAAGUUCCAGGCCAUCCGCGAACUAAUUGAGAAGCACAUCGGCUACGACCUGCCGGAGGCGCCGCCGCCGCCGCGCAUCGCGGCGUACGGUGAGGUGACCCUUAGUCAGCAGGGCACCUUGCUGAGUCAGCUCGGCAACCUUGUGACCGGCAUCGGUCUCUACUCCGAGACCCCUCUCCCCAUGGAGGAGUACAAUCAGUGGAACGGAAUGAUCCUGUACCGCACCACAGUGCCUGCCAUUGAGCUGCGGUCUGGAGCUACGUUGUACGUGGGCAGCAAAGUCCGUGACUCAGCAGUGAUCCUGGCGGGCGGCAGCUACGUGGGCAGCCUUGAACGUGACGGAGAUCUGGCCGUGGUUUUGAACGACAACGCGGACAAAGUCGCGCGUGCGAACGACGGCAAGGACGUGGAACUGGACAUACUCGUAAUGCAAAUUGGGCGCUCCAACUUCGGCAAUUCGUAUGACCUCAAGGGCCUCGUUUCUGGCAUUGUGCUUAUCAACAGGAAGCCGCUGAAGGGCUGGAGAGCGUUCCCCCUGCCGCUGACAUCCCUGGACGGCCUCGCGCUUCCGGACGUCACCGCCGCCCCCGGCCCCGCGCCGGGCUACUUCAGCGUCAAUGGCAGCCUGGCCACCGCCGACGGUGUCUUCCCCGACACAUACCUGAAUGUGGGCAAGUUCAACUGGGCCAAGGGCGUGGCCUUCAUCAAUGGCUUCAACUUGGGAUACUACUGGCCGGAGCUGGGCCCUCAGAACACCCUCUACGUGCCUGGACCGCUGCUGAAAGCAUGCAACAACGAGAUCAUUCUGCUGGAGGUUGGCAACAAGAUGAAGGCCGACCCCGCUGCCAAGGGUGCGCCGUCUACUCGUUCAGCUCCCUUGAAAUGUCCCUGA